This is a messenger RNA of Austrofundulus limnaeus, 5014 nucleotides long. Its product is annotated as APC membrane recruitment protein 1-like. The coding region runs from base 564 to 3563 and encodes 999 amino acids. Gene Ontology annotation, molecular function: beta-catenin binding; phosphatidylinositol-4,5-bisphosphate binding. NCBI's taxonomy places the organism in Eukaryota, Metazoa, Chordata, Actinopteri, Cyprinodontiformes, Rivulidae. The transcript is spliced from 2 exons. Gene Ontology annotation, biological process: regulation of canonical Wnt signaling pathway. The record is from RefSeq and is a predicted model, not a curated record. Gene Ontology annotation, cellular component: plasma membrane.
CGGACAUGCGCACAACGGAGCCAGGAAUGGAGGAGGCUUGGGAGAAGUGGAGAGAGGAAGUCAUCUCGUUUUGACGCUGUGGUUUUGCUGUGACCACCUGGAGGGGGGUACGUUUGGCUGAGAAGCAGAUAAAAACAGUCGAGUCGCCGGUCGGCCUCACUGACCUCCGCCUUUCUUUUAUAGUUUUGCUGCGGCGCGACAGUCACGUUACAACCACAAACUGAAUGGAAAGGGGGGAACUACAGACUGUGUGUGUCUGAGUAUUGUAUUUUCAGCAGUCUUGUAUGAAGGGGGGAGAGAGUAUGGUAGCAAACACCACCUUGAUAGCAGCUGGAAACAAAUGAAGGCGGUGAAAGCUGCCCCGCGGCCUGCCUCGACCUCCAGCCAGCUAAGUAAAGAAGUUAAAGCCAAGUUAGCUCCGGCUCGGUUCUGGACCUGACCCGUGUGGCCAGGCUGAGUGUCGGGCUCCGAUAGAGGAAAUGCUUCACUUUUCACUCAGCUGAUUUUUAAACUUCAACCAUUAUGACUUUUCCCUGCCUCUUGCUGUUCUAAGUGUAGCUGCCAUGACUUCUCACAAAGUUGAUGAGCAGCUGAGCGAUGGGAAGGAUUCGGCCUCGGUCACCUGUCAGCUUCCCCGUCCUGGUCCUGAUGGCGUCACGGAGGAGCUUCAGUCAGAUUCGGUGACCACGACGGCGAAAUCUCCAAAAACAUGGAAAUUACGGAGGACUGCCUUGACCUUUUUUGGCGUUCGUAGAAGYAUCUGCAUUUUGCCAAGUUUCUUUGGAGGGAGGAUCAAAAAUCAGAGCAAGAAGGGAAUCUGCAGAAGCAAAACACACGAUGGGCUGAGCAAGGUCAGUCAUGACGAUGGUCCCAGGAGYGGCUACGUCUCGGCUGGAGAUCUGGCCUGCCAUAGCCAGAGGGACGCAGCAGGAGAGCUCCGCAGCGCCUGCCACAGUGAAUGUAGUCACCCCAUCACUGACCAGAAAUCACUGACUCUUGGCCGGCAGAGAAAAGGUUUUAGGAGCCUUUUUCAAAGUUUUAAGCAGCACAGAGGUCAGAGAAACGCUGAACCGAGUAAGACUGCAGACUCCUCUCCUCUGUGCAAGAAAGAGGUGCCUGUUGUCCAACACACCACCAACCUGUACGCCACCGAGUGCCUUGGAGCUGAACCCGAUGUGCCUGAUUUUUCAGAUGUGAUGUGCAAUGUCUCAGUUGAUGUUACUUGUAGUCAUGAAGCUGCAGUAGUAGAACCUUGUACAGAAAGGGCGAGUAUAAAGUCUAAGCUCGAUGCUCAGGCAUGUGAUGGUCAACUGGAGGACGUGGAUUUAAAGGUAGGAGUGUCCAGUAAAUAUGAGGAGACUUCUAGGCGUUCCAGUGAGCCCUGUCUGAAAAUUCAGGUGGCUUCUGAGCCCGUAUUGAAAUCUCAAACCACCACCAGCUCAUCGGAUCAGCUGAACCUUAUGUUUGGAGACGUUGCAUCGUUGAAGAGCUUCGAUUCGCUCACUGGUUGUGGGGACAUAAUCGCAGAUCAGGAGGAUGACAGCUUCACGGAAAGCACCGUUUCUGGAGAACGGAGCCGAAAUGGAGGGAAGCGGGCCUCUUGUUGUCUUACUUAUCAGGGCGGUGGAGAAGAAAUGGCCUCACCUGAGGAUCUGGAUGACACGGGUCUUCGGGACUUCUGGGAAAACAACACGUCGGAGGACGUCCGCUGCACUUGCGAUCCAGAGCAGGCAGACGUGACGGAGCUGACGAGUUCUCACAACAUGGACACGCUGAACAGCAGCAGCGCUCAGCAGGCWGGUGGCAUGGACACCUCCUCCAUUGCUGAUGAUUUAACUCCUCAAAGUGAACAUCAGGAGUCKGUUCCGAACAGUGAUGAGGGCUAUUAUGAUUCUACCACACCAGGGCCAGACGACGGGCAAGAAAAAAGUGACCGGUUACGAGCAGCUAGUCUUCCCAGGGACAGUUACAGCGGUGAUGCUCUCUACGAACUGUUCGCACCUGACGAGAGCCUCAUCAGUCCUCAUUAUGAGAACAAAUCACAGCUUCCUGGUUCGAAACACUGUGAUUAUUUAACUGAGCCUGUCGGAGCAACAAAUCCUACCUUUGUUCCUGAAAUGAGUCRGUUACAAAUAAGUGCUGAAUUGUACAAAGACAGUUUUAUAGAAAUGCCAAGUAAAUCCUUGGUGUUGGCACAAAAUGUGGUGGGUUUGCAGGAAAUGAGGGCGAAUAAAAACUGCACCUUGAAUUCCAAAUCUCAAGCGUUAGUCAGUGUGAAUAAUAUCAAACAAGGAAUGUUUAAGGAAAAAGGAAAUGCUUCCACUGAGAAAAUAAAGUCUGUCAACAGUGACUGUGAAAAAAGGCGGAGAAGUUUAUCGUUUGGAAGCACGUCUGACCCAGACUUUGAAACUUUCUGUGAACCCAAAGAGGAACAUCUUGAGGAAAACAAACCAGUGGCUUUGCCGUAUAAAAACAUCAACCAUCAGUCCGAGGACUCUACUGCUUACUUGGCAGAUGGGCAGACGGUGUGCUUCUCACAAGCGCUCGUGGAUUACACCAAACACGCUCAAAUGCUGAGCGACUCGGAGAUGAACUCCGCCUUCACGCCAAAUAUGGAGGCCUUACCCACCAUAGUCACAUUUGACGUUGUGGAUCUGCAUAACGAGGGGGAAUACGACGAGCAAAUUCACAUGGAUCUAGAAGAGGAUACAUCGCUACCCUUUCAAGAGUUUGAAGAAAGCUACCUACAAAAAGAUGCGUUCGCUGAWUGUGACUAUCAAAUGCUGGAACUGUUUGAACAGAACUUGAUCAGCAACACGUGGGCUGUUGCCAGUCUCCCGCGGAACCUAGGCCUAGCGAGAGUGGGCCAGUCCGCACUGAACCCACUGUCCCUGGACAGGAGAAGUAGGUCUUUAGACACAGAAAGCCUUGACACGUACAGCGAGAACGGAGCCGCUCUAUGUUCUCGUCCUCAAACCGAAGAGGACUCUGAGAGRGACUGUUCGCUGUAUCAGAAGAAGAAUGUAGUUCCGUCUGCUUCAGAGGUCAGAGACACCAACAGCACCACAGCCUCGGUGUGGCAAACRAGGUCCGAUGUGGCUUUGAGCCUUCCUUUGACAGACGGAGAAAUCACUGAAAAAGUCCAGAGUCUUGGUCAACCCAGAGCAGAACACAAGCUGCUCUCCUGGGCAUCAAACCAUAAUUAUCUGAAGUCUAAGUCCCAGCUACAUUGCUCUAACCCGUCAGACAACUUGAGUGAUUUGGUUUCACAGAAAGCAGAACUCUACAGUAAACAGCAUCCCCUUCCUUUGACAGAUCCUUGUUCACCUCAAAGCUCUUUGGUUUAUUCAGGAUUGAUGGAGGGAGACUUGGAUAUCAGUGAUGAGGUUUUCUUUAAGGCCUCUGCUAGUUUGCAGUCCUGUAAUCAGGACAGACCUGUAGCUGGUGGGGAAGAUGGUUCUUAUAGUCCCCUGAAUGCAGCUGCAUCUAAAGAUGAAACAUUAAUGGAUGUGCUGAUCUCUGUGGCCUGCAGUGAACACUCUGAAGCUACCUGCAACUCUUGAUCACAUAUGAGUUAAAGUGGUUUGGGAUCUUUAUCAAUGCGUCAAUUUUAUCUUUUUUUUUCUCGCACAAAUUGUCAAUUUUAACAGUUGUUACAGUCAUGGACAGAAAGUGAAAUUGAAUUUAAAACUUUACAGAACUGUGGAGUAACCACACUUCAAGGCCUGGAAGAUUAUUAUUAUUUCUUUGCAUUUACAUGUUAUCUCUGUUACAUUGCACACAGGUUACACAGGUGGUUGAAGGUAUUUAUUAAAAAUAUAUAAUAAUUGCAGUAAAAAAAAUCCCACAGUGUAAUAACGUCAAGCUUCUGAAUGUUAUACCCACAUAUACCCUUACUUUAUAAGGCUGUGUUGUCCAAUCCUGGUCCUCAAGGACCACCAUUCUGCAUGAUGUAGAUGUUUUCCUGCUUUAAAGCAGGUUUUAAAGUUCUGCAGAWGCUCUCAAUCAUAAAUUCAAAUCAGUUGUGUUAAAGCAGAGAAAUGUCUGAAACAUGCAGGGUGGCCCUCGAAGACCAGUAUUAAACACCACAGCUGUAAGGAUUUUGAUCACCAGUCUUGUUUCCUUUGCACAAUCUUAACAGAAAUGAAACAAUGUUUCUUCAUUUGUUGCCUUUGAAUAUGAAUGCUUAAUGUUUUUAAAUGUUUGUGUUGCGUUUACAACCUGUCACUGCUGUAUUCAAGACUAUUUUAGCCUGGCUUUGUCGUUUUCCUUAAUAUCAGACCAUUAUUGUGUUAGAUCAAUAUCUCAUGAGCUCCAACACCUUCAGUGUUAGAUUUCCAUAAUAUGUAUCUAUUUUUAGUUUGAUCUUGACAUGUCCAUCAACUGGUUUGACUUUUUGACCCAACAGAAGAUAAGCAAAUACAGGAAAUAAUCUGAUAGGGAUAUUUUAUGAUCUUGAUAGUGUUUUAACUUCAGCUGAUUUUUACAUACCGUAGACAGCUUUGCAAGGCAAAACUACAAUAUUUGUUUAACUUAUUUCACAUGCAAAUUUAGAAAAAUCUAGAACAGAUUURCAUAUGACACCAAGAAACCUGCUCCGAAGCAGUUAAGGAAAAAUAAAAUCAUAGACAAAAGUAKUUUGAAGAAAAAGGUACAGAAUAAGUUUAUAUUUGCCGCUUGGUUGACAAGAGAGUGUGACUUUUUGUUUUUCUUUUCUUCAUUUUUAGCAGUUUGACAACGUGCAAAAUUCUUACUGAAAUACUGCAUUGACAUUACWGUACUGGUAUGUGUUUUGGUAAAGCUUCAUCUUAGGAAACGAUACAUUUUUAUAGCAUAAUACUGAAUAUUAGUGAMUUAGUAUUUAUAUUUUCAGCUGUUUUUAGACUGUGUUGUGUACAUAAUCAUUACAAAUUGUCAUUGUGGUUUUGAAUUUUGUUAAUUUUUUUCUCAAUACCUGUUUUGUCUGAAUAGAAAACUGCCUUACACAAAAAUAAACAUGACAUUAUAUAAUUUA